Molecule: messenger RNA, 1589 nt
Organism: Xyrauchen texanus (razorback sucker)
Lineage: Eukaryota; Metazoa; Chordata; Actinopteri; Cypriniformes; Catostomidae
Product: prokineticin receptor 2-like
Exons: 3
Coding region: 401-1576 (391 amino acids)
Biological process (GO): neuropeptide signaling pathway
Cellular component (GO): membrane
Molecular function (GO): neuropeptide receptor activity
Source: RefSeq, a predicted model, not a curated record
UAUUUUUUUUAUUUUUAUAGUACUAUUGGCUAUGUAAAACAGUCAUGCCACAAUGUAGGCUACUUUGAAAUGGAAAUAAAAAAUGUAACACGGUAUUGCUGAACUUGAGCUCUGAGUAUUAAGUAUUAAAUGAUGAUGCGCCAUUAAUGGGAAGCGUGCUCCCGAGGAUUGGGUUGCACAGGAGAGGAUGUGCCGAGCGCAGCUGAGAGAACAGCACAUCAACUCUACAAUCAAAUAAAGGAAAAACUAAAGAAGGAAAAUCUGAAGAUGCACAGAUGACAUCGAUUGGAGAUCAAGAAGGUUGAAACAAAAGCAUAACAUUGUGAAGGCAAUCAACAGUAUGUAUUCACUGCACAACAGUAUAGAAGUUCCCGGCAGCUACAGCUUGCUUUGACAGAAGAUGGGAGAAGCCAACAGCAGCACCUCAACUUGGCCAUGGACUCUUGGGGAAAUCCUCCCAUCAGAGACCCCCCACAGUAUCAUGCCGAAUUACGACAUCCCGCUGGAUUACGAGGUUCCUGUAGAUGAGAUUCCUGACACGACUCAGGGACGAGCGUUCUUCGUGGCAACAAUUGUCAUCGCGGUGGUGCUGAUCUGUAUCAUGCUGGUUUGUGGCAUUGGGAACUGUCUCUUUAUAGCCUCUUUGGCACGUUACAAAAAACUAAGGAAUCUCACCAAUUUACUCAUCGCAAACUUGGCAAUAUCAGACUUCCUGGUGGCAACCGUGUGCUGCCCCUUUCUGGUGGAUUAUUAUGUGGUGAAACGGCUAUCAUGGGAUCAUGGAAUUGUGCUUUGUGUCUCCAUUAACUACAUUAGGACUGUAUCUCUCUAUGUGUCCACCAAUGCCCUGCUAGCCAUUGCUGUUGACAGGUACAUGGCUAUCGUUCAUCCCAUGAAGCCCAGAAUGAAGUUUCAGACAGCGUAUUGGCUUAUUUUUGCCGUUUGGAUAAUCCCGAUCCUCAUCUCCGUGCCUUCAGCCUACUUCGCAACAGAACAGGAGUACCCGCACAGCACGCUCACCCACGACAAGAAGAUCUUCUGCGCCCAGAUCUGGUCUGCGGACCAGCAACUCAUGUAUCGAUCCUACUUCCUGUUCAUAUUCAUAGUGGAGUUCUUGGGGCCCGUAGUCACCAUGUCUAUCUGUUAUGCCCGCAUCUCAAGGGAGCUGUGGUUCAAGAAUGUCCCCGGAUUUCCGACUGAACAGCUGCGAAGACGACUUCGCCAACGUCGCAGGACAGUCAUUGCCCUGAUCGCUGUUCUGGUGGCGUACAUCUUGUGCUGGGCGCCAUAUUACAGCUUCACAUUGCUGCGCGAUUUCUAUCCCGCACUGAUCACGCGUGGACGUAACUCGCUAGUGGUUUUUUACAUCAUCGAGUGUAUUGCGAUGAGUAAUGGGGUCAUCAACACUCUGUGUUUUGUCAGUGUUAAGAACAAUGCAGCAAAGUGCUUUAAGGUCGUAAGACUGGCUAACUGCUGCUCGCUAACAAGGGCGAUUGUUGGCAAGAUGGCGGAAGAUGAAAUAAGGACUUCAUCAUUGCGAGUGACAGAGGAUGUGGAAUGUACGCAAAUUAAGUGAAAGGAUGGAAAGA